Molecule: messenger RNA, 1932 nt
Organism: Spodoptera littoralis (African cotton leafworm)
Lineage: Eukaryota; Metazoa; Arthropoda; Insecta; Lepidoptera; Noctuidae
Source: the annotation of a GenBank genome assembly
AUGACAACUUCACCUACUAAAACGAAACAAAAAUUGUCACUGCGAAAACGUCUAUUUGUAAAAAAAUCGCCGAAAGUUGGGUGCUUCGUCGAUACAGAUUCCAAUGAUGAAUUCGCGCAGACUUCGUCUCGACCUAUCUCUCCUGCGGAUCCCUUCUUAGCUCAAAGUGCUCACAGUGCCGACCAUAGCAUAGAAGCGUCAAACCAUCCAAACUCUUCUGCAGAACCACUGUAUAACAAUGUAAGUCAUUCUGCACCUAACUACCAUCAUGAAGACGACACUAAUCCAAAGUGUUGUCGAACAUUCUUCAGACGAUCACGUCCUAAAAGCCUCGUCGAUAACCAGCUUACUAAAGACGAGGCUCGAUCAAUAACAGGUAGUCCAGAGAAUAAUUCUAACAGCAUAAGUGAUCAAACUAUCUGCUCACAGACAAAAUCUGAAGAAAUACCCAAAGCUACAGUGAAGUUCCCUAAAAGUGAUGAUGCUAAGAAAUGCUUUGAACAUUCAGGAUCAUUUGAAGGAAUCAAACCAAAGAGUAAAUUAUUUGUUAAGAGAUUAUCAGCUGAUCAUUUGAUAUCUAAUGAGUCGAAGCCGUUGUACCGCGCCUCGUCGCCAGAGAGUGACCGAAGUAGCUCUUUAGAUCGAAAAAGAAGGACCAAGUCGACUAUAGCACGGUCGUCUUCACGUGCUGGGAGUACUGACAGUUUAGCACGUAACUCGCUGCUUGCUGCACAGGUGCUGCGUCUCAUACCCACGCAGGAGGCACGAGAAAGAAACUACCUAUAUGGGCGUCUUGCAUCCCAUUCUCUUCUUGGAGCUGCUGAACUAGAGCAUGUCUUCCCAGACAGAGAAGUCAAAAUAUUUGUAGGAACAUGGAAUAUGAAUGGACAGCCCCCACCCAAGGAAUUAGCAGAUUUUAUCUUCCCAAAUCAAGUGACGCAUGUGCCAGAUAUAUUUGCAAUUGGAACGCAGGAAUCUUUUUCUGAGCGCACCGAAUGGGAGAUAACAAUUCAGGAAGUAUUGGGACCAUCUCAUCUGUUACUGCAUUCUUAUUAUUUAGGCACAAUCCACUUAAUGAUAUUUAUAAGAAGAGAUCUCAUUUGGUUUUGUUCUCUUCCUGAAGACGCGAGUUUGUCAGUGAGACCUGGUACCGCCUUUAGGACUAAGGGAGCCGUUGCUAUAUCCUUCGCACUAUUUGGUUCCACGUUUCUAUUUGUAACGGCCCAUUUGACAGCACAUCAGGAGAAGGUUAAAGAAAGAGUGUCGGAUAUCAAAAGGAUUAUUAGGUCCAUUGAUUUGCCAAAGAAUUUGCCUUGUCGACAUAAAAGUAAAGAUGUGACCAAUAAUUUCGACUAUGUAUUUUGGUGUGGAGACUUAAACUUCAGAUUGGGGGAACCCAGAGCUGCGCUGCUGCGGUGGAUCGAACAAACAGAAUUCCCGUUGCCACAUCACCUGCCGCAUGGUUUACUUCAUGCGGAUCAGUUGACUGCGGUCCUGGAAGACGGGGCGGCCUUCCGAGACUUUAGAGAGGCGCCCAUCACGUUCCCCCCUACUUACAAGUACGAUCCUGGCAGUCAACAGUUCGACACGUCGAGCAAGCAAAGGGCGCCGGCUUACACAGAUAGGAUACUGUACAAAGCGAGAUCAAUGACCACUAAUUCUUCGUCUGCGUUUUCUGGUCUGCGUCGGAUCAGCUCAGUGCCAGUGACGUCGGGCGUCAAGUGCUUGGCAUACAAUAGCGUGCAAUCAGUGUGUACCAGCGAUCAUAAGCCGGUGUGGGGACUAUUCUCCACUAUGCUGCGGCCGGGAACUGAUGUGGUCCCCUUAGCAGCUGGUUUAUUCAACCGCGAAGUUUAUCUCGAAGGUAUCAAGCGUAGAAGAGCUCUGCUCGACCACGCCCCAGGCACGUCCGCGGUAUGUAACGUUCAAUAA